Messenger RNA from Erythranthe guttata (spotted monkey flower), 1182 nucleotides. Its product is annotated as F-box protein At5g07610-like. Gene Ontology annotation, molecular function: protein binding. The record is from RefSeq and is a predicted model, not a curated record. Lineage: Eukaryota; Viridiplantae; Streptophyta; Magnoliopsida; Lamiales; Phrymaceae.
AUGGAGUCGGAACCCAAGAGAUCACACGGCUCUGAAUCGGCGGAGAUAAUCGGCGGCAACGAAGAUUUAGUGACGGAAUUAAUCCUCGUCUACCUCCCGCCGAGAUCCCUCGCCCGAUUCAAGUCCGUAUGCAAACAGUGGCUUACCCUCAUCUCCACCCCUCUCUUCGCCGCCGCCCACACCAACCACCACAGCCGCCGCCGCCUCAAAUCCCUCCCCAGUUUCCUCCUCCGCACCUCCGCCGCCACGCCGGAGUUCUUCUACUUAAACCCCACCACCAGAACCCUCCUCCCCUUCAAAUUCGAAUUCCCCCAUACCAGGAUCCUCCAAUCCAGUCACGGCCUCCUCCUCCUCGAGCACCGCAACACCGAGUACGGCCGCCGCAACUACUGCGUGUACAACCCCACCACCCGACAAUCCCGGAAGCUGGCGGUCUCCGGCGCCGAUGGGAAAACGACGUCGCCGGCUCCCCUCGGGCUUUCCCUCUAUUUCGACCCUUCGAAAUCCCCACACUACAAGGUUAUCUCCUUCACGAAAACCGCCGGUUCCCAAUCCCAAUUCAAUCUCACGAUCGGAAUCUACGAUUCCGAAUCCCACAAUUGGGAAGAAAUCGCCGGCGCCGGAAACCCGGACAUCUCUCCGGCCAACAUAAAAUUCUUCAACGGAAUCUCGUGGAACAACGGAAUAUACUGGAUCCGGCCCACUUCCAGAUCCCACUACUUCAAUCUCGAAACGAGGAAUCUGAUCCGGCUCCCGAAUGUCAGGAUCCCCCGCCAGAGAGGCGGAGAGCUGAACAAGAACUACAUCGUCGAGUCGAACGGGCACGCGCACUGCGUGUGCACCUAUUUGGGUACCAAACUCGAAACCCUAACCGUGCACGAGUUGUCGGAGCACGGUAACUCGGUGUGGUUCGAAAAAUACUUGGCUGAUUUGAGUCCGAUUUCUUCGGCAAUGCCGGAGAUCAAAGGGCUGAUCAGAGUAUUGGGAAUCGUGAGGGGCGAUAAGGAAGAAGAUUCGUCGGUUUUGCUUCAUAUACCCGGAAUGAUUAUUAGUUACAGUUUUUACGAUCGGGUAUUCGAGGUUUUGUGUAAUUUCAGAAAUAGUAGGAUUUACAGACAUAAUCAGUUUCAGUUUAAGUGUAAUUUUUCGUAUCAGUUUAUUGAGAGUUUGGCUUGUGUUUGA